CCAAGACAAAGACCAAGGCAUGAUGGCUGUACUGACAUGGGCUAAAAUGUUUCUGAUACUGAUAUGGAUGCUUCAGUUGAGAGUAGCAAAUGGGCACACUUUGUCCUUAUUCCCUGCUGGAGAUGAUGAUGAAGUCACUUUGCCUUGUAAAAAUGCAAUACACGCUCAACAUGAAUGUACCAGUACAACAUGGUUCUUCAGUGGUUCGAGAAACCAGAAAGCAGUAGAGCUGGUUAUUCUUGGAAAGAUUGUAGAAGAUCUUCAAGCUAAAUCAGACAGACUCAGUGUUAGCAGGAACUGUUCUCUGGUUAUAAAGAAGGUCACAGUUGAGGAUGUUGGUCUGUACACCUGCAGACAGUUCAACGAAUCAGGACUACAGCGAGGUCCAGACUUUCAGGUUCAUCUGUCUGUUAUCAUCAUGAUUGAACAUAAGAACGACGAUGAAGUCAAGUUGUACUGCUGUGUGUUCUCAUAUGACCACUGCAGACACAGAGUGGAAUGGCUAUAUGAGGGUAAAGAGGAACAACCUUCAGACAUAGAGAUAAAAUCCGGUUACUGUUCCACCACUCUGACUUUUACAUCAUCUCACGUUGAGUCACGUUUUAAUAAGUCACUGAAGUGCAAAGCAACCAACGAUUAUAAUAAGAAAGAGCAGCUGUUUCCUUUCAGACUCCAUUCCUCAUGUGUGAUAGCAGCUGAAUAUGGAACAAGGACAACAAUCAGUGUAUCUUCAAACAUCAAUAAUGAAGCAAAACAAGAAGGGAACAUACCACAGAUGGAAGAAAACACUGUGAGUAAAAAGGACUGUGGUGAAGAUCAAGGUGACACUGUGACCUGCACCACUGUGAAAACUUCCUCCUCUUCCACUGGAGCUCCAACUGAUCCCAGAAACCCACUCUAAGUUCAACAAGCAAAAGAAUCCAGAUGUUUCUCAGCAAAUCAUACCUUGAGAGUGAUAAGGUUCUCUCUGACUUUUUCAUAGGCAGUGCAGCCAGCAAUCUUUUUUUACUGUACGUUUUCUUUAAAUUCUGUACAAGUUCUUGUAAUACAGUAUUAAAAAAUUACAAGAUGUUACUUUGUUAAGCAUUGUCUUCUUCCACUUCUUCAAAAAGGAAAUGUGUGUGUAAAAAGAGUUUGACAUGAAAAAAGAAAUGUAAAAAAUA
Molecule: messenger RNA, 1163 nt
Organism: Oreochromis aureus
Lineage: Eukaryota; Metazoa; Chordata; Actinopteri; Cichliformes; Cichlidae
Exons: 6
Coding region: 20-901 (293 amino acids)
Biological process (GO): positive regulation of ERK1 and ERK2 cascade; T cell activation; interleukin-15-mediated signaling pathway
Cellular component (GO): membrane raft; external side of plasma membrane
Molecular function (GO): protein tyrosine kinase binding; MHC class II protein binding
Source: RefSeq, a predicted model, not a curated record